This is a messenger RNA of Physcomitrium patens, 3179 nucleotides long. Lineage: Eukaryota; Viridiplantae; Streptophyta; Bryopsida; Funariales; Funariaceae. The record is from RefSeq and is a predicted model, not a curated record.
UGAUUUUGAAUCCAUGGGGUCUUACUUGUCAUAUUUCAUGAACUGGCGGUGUUUCGACCUUCUUCUGUUGUGUGUAAUCUGAGAGUUCCGCAGUGUGUCGUGCUGGGGGAUGUCUUUUCGAUGCUUAGGCUGAGUUGUACACUUAAGAAUUGUGAGGUGACUAGGUUUCGUGUUGCACCCAGGUGUGCUUAUUCGGUUGAUUUUCUGAGAAGGAUAAGUGAAGGACGUUGACGUUGGACAACAGUUUUGCGCAACUUGGUUUCGAACAAUACAAGAGUGUGAAGUCUCCUCGGCACUUCUAGUCCUGUGGCAAGGCAUGACUAGGUUUUUAAGAAUGUGAGGGGCAGGAGUUAAAGGCGACUUUCCUUUGUACAUAUGAUCAUUUUUGCUAAUGAACUUACUCGCUUUUCUAUUUUUGAGUUUGUGUAUUGAAACCAGUCAGAUUGAUGGGUUUUGAAUGACGAAAUCAGUUUUCUGGUGUGGAUCAGUCAAACUUACUUUAAAUUUGACAUACAUUUUAAGUAUACCAUCAACUUAUCAUGCAAAGAAUUGGGCGUUUCAUGUGCUUCUGCUAUCUCGUACCUCUAAUGGCAAUGAAGGUUGGAAUUGUUCAUAGUUCUGGAUUUGAUUGGGUAAGUUGAUAUGUGUCCAUUGCUGCAGAAGUUUCCACUGUAAUGGAUGAUGGGGCUGUUUGCCUUGUUGACUACCUCAUUGUAGGUACUCGGCUAGUGCUAUGUUUAGAUUGGCAUCAAGUCCUUACUGUUACCAAGGGCAGCAGCUGUUUCUUUCUCAUGUGAGAGGAGAGGCAUUGUUCUGAAGGAUACUAAGAAUUAGCCCUAGAGAGUAGUUUACAAUGAUAAUGCCGAGGUUUACUCCUUCAGCGACGCGUCAUAAUUCAUCAGCACUUAAUAUGGAGUUUCUGUUAAAGAGUUGAAGAAUAUACGAAGAGUGCAACGGCUUGGAGGUGAAGUUGCUGGAUGACCCACAUAUUCACUCCUACACCUUCGACUAUCUCUCUGAAUUAAGUUUCCACAUAACCACGGCAUGGAAAGCAUUAGGAAAGUUUAAGAUACAUUGCGUGAUUCUGUGAUAUGGCUGAUGGAUCUUACGGGUCAAGCAGUAGAGCCAAUAUGGCUUGCUUUGUUAUCAUACUUUCGACAAAUGUGGGAUUAUUUCGGAUUGAUGCUGCACCUGUAUCUUGCACCCGACGAGCGAUUAGGACGCGAAGCAGUCGACAUCUUCCUUAUUGGGACGGUUCCUUCUUUCUUACUAAGGAGUACAUCAGCACUAUUACUGUUAGGUGUUGUUCCUGGGUUCAUUGCAGGCCUAGGGUUGGUGGCAUUCAGCCAUUGCCAAACCAGCCGGUCACACAAGCGUCGAAUGAAAACAGGCCUUAUUCACAUGAUAUCUGAAAUGAACAAGGACGACUACUGGUCCCUGUUUCCAAAAUCAGUACUUCCUCGAUGGAUUGAAUUCAGUGACCUCGACAAGGCUGGUUAUCAACGAAUCACAUUUUUCAGUUGUGCAGUUAUACGUAAAAUUCUGUGCACUUCGACCAACGUAUGUUGGCCGUGCUUUGGUCUAUUGAAUAUUGUGCAACCAGUGUAUAGUAUGGAAGGUCAUUUGCAUGUUUCUGCGAAAGUAAUGAGGCAGGCUUACUCAAAAAUGCUAAUGAAGCGCUGGGAGCCCUAUCUUGAUUCACACAAGCCUAGUUUCGUCAAUUUAGUCUCUUUCCAUGAGCUUACACUUGGAUCAGUUGCACCUCAAUUUGAAGGUUUGGCUCGAAUCAUGUUAAUCCUUUCCAGACUUUGCUUUUGUCAUUUGAGCAUCAUUUGUUGCCACAAUUUAACAAUUUUUCUGAGUUUGGAUCCGAAAGAGAUUUCAACUGAUGUGAACACACGAUGGUUUGGUAACGCAAGUUGCACACUAUCGGUGUCAACAAUAAUGGGCGUAUCUUUCCCUCUCCAGGUAAAAGAUAUACACAUAAAGGGUGUAUUUCGUUUUAUUUAUAAGCCGUUGGUGGACGAGCUACCUGGAUUUGGAGCUGUCACUUACUCAAUCAGGAAAAAGGCAUGCGGAAAUUAUUCAAUUUCUAUGAAUGCAUGGGCGGGCAUUGCUUAUAAGGAUGCUGAGUUAUGUACAAUAUUAGGGGCAUGGAGGAUGUUUCAGAAUGAACAGGCAUUUAUCUGGUUGAGAAUUCUGAAAUUUUUGUUUCUUUUCGGAAUUGUUGAAUCCGGGAGAGCGUCCUCAGAAGUGGAUAUGUUGUGCAAACCUUCUUGUACCCAUUUUGAUCCUCUGGAUGUGGGUGCAUACCAGCUCAUGGUUCAAUCUGCGGUGAUAGAAUCCUUAAGCUGGCCUAGUUUAUCCACUAGAUUCCGGCGCUUUUUGUGCCCACGAAGAAAUGCAGCGUUUUUUGCAGCACCAGGUGCGGGCGCAAAACCACCUCUUGGAAUCCUUGACCUAAGAUUGGUGCAAGGAAGGGACCUUAGGGACAGAGGAAAGCCCCCUGACCCCUUUGCUUUGGUAUACAUCCAUUCUAUUCCAGGGCAUAUAAGGAAGAGCAUGACUAAUAGACGCGAGAAUAAUCCGAUAUGGAAUGAAUUCUUUGAGCUGGAGUUUGAUGACUUGGAAGAUGGAAAAGUUAUGGUUGUUUUGCUCGAUGAAGCGGCCCCUCAAGAAUUUCAGGUGUUGGGUUACUGUCAAUUUUUCUUGCAGGAGGGACGAAUCACAGAACGAUGGCCAAAAAUUUACGAGGGUACGCAAUGUCACGGUAGCUUGCAUGACGGCAAGUACAGGGGACAGUUCGUGGGGAUAUUGACGGUCACAGUGGUACGUGCUGAGAACCUUCUUUCCACCGAUUUCCACCGCAAGAGUGACCCGUAUGUGGUUCUCUGCAUGAUCAAACAUAAGCGAUUGAGAAAGAAAACCACGGUUAUACACAGCAACUUGAAUCCAGUAUGGGACGAAAGCUUUGAAUUCCAGAUCGAAGAUGCCAGCCAAGAUAUGCUUCUUCUGCAUGUUUGGAACCACGAUUCGUUCGGCAAGGUUGUCCUUUUUCUUUGGCUGAAUCUUCUGUGCAAGGCUUACGGACUCAUCUAUAUACCUUGGUUAGCAUCCCAUUUGUAUGGACGCAACAUCGUUCUAUGCAGAAUAAAGAUGGGGCGAUAUGGUUGAUAUUC